CUGCCACCUAGCGGGCAUCGCCACUGGACGACAAUCGGAUUGUAUCGGUACAUUACGGACACAAACACAAACUUCCGAAGGAAACCAGACGAGAUUUUACGAGAUUGAACGAGGUUGUUAGCGUUUGUUGUUGUCCAGACAGGGAAUCCAUAAUGGACGUGUUCUUGAUGAUUAGAAGGAAGAAGGUCACUGUUUUUACCGAUGCAAAGGAAACAACAUCUCUUGGAGAAGUGAAGAAAAUAAUCGAAGGCAUUUGUAAGGUUUGCCCUGAGAAUCAGAAGUUAUUCAAAGAUGAUCAGCCCCUCACGGACGACCACAAGACACUUGGAGACUAUGGCUUCACAGGAGCAACAGCUCGAGCCCAAGCCCCUGCUACUUUAGGGUUGGCUUUCAGACAAGAUGAUGGAGAGUGGGAAUCACUUGAGAUAUCAUCGUAUUCCAGCCCUCCAGAGCUGCCUGAUGUGAUGAAGCCCCAGGAUUCCUCUUCCUCACAUGCCCAAGAACAAUCAGCAUCUUAGACUAGUUUCUCAUUCACUAUUCACUUCUUACCAUCUUGGAACUUCUCACCACUAAACUGCCCUUUUGUGUAUUGCUGCACCAAGGCUGCAGAUAAUGAUAAUCCAAACAAUCAAGAAUAAACUGUUCAAUCUUAGUAAAAGUGUGACAGUAACAAGCAGACUAUUGUUGAAGCAUCAGUUACACAACAAUUAAAUGUUGAAUGUUCUUACUCAAGUUCACCUUCCUUGAAUCACAAAUUAUAUUUUACUGGAAAACGUCGGUAGAUAUUUUAAUUUGUUAAGUGUAACAUGUCUUUUCAUUGUGUAGCAUAUAUCAGCUAAACUGUGUUAAACAGCUUAUAUUUUGCGAUUUGUUUUAUCAUCUGGUAAAGUGAAAGAAGAGGUAAUUUCGUGUGUCCUGUGAUGAUAUCCUGUUUCAUGUUAGGCCAUUGACUUGAAGUGGUUUUUACCUCAUUUGAUAAGCAUAACUGAGGCCUGUUAAUACUUUUAUGACAUUCAAAAGUUCAGCAGCGUCAGACUCCUAGGAAAACUGUUGCAAUGAAUUUGGACUGUUAUACAUUUAAAAAAUGUCAGAAACUACUACAAUUUGUCAAAGUUAAUGAACUGAACAAAAAUUAUUGCACUAGGUAGUCUUUUUUUGUAAGGAAUAAAUCUAAUAAAAUAUGUGUAAAUAGAAA
Messenger RNA from Haliotis rubra (blacklip abalone), 1195 nucleotides. Its product is annotated as elongin-B-like. Gene Ontology annotation, molecular function: protein binding. The transcript has 4 exons. The coding region runs from base 153 to 518 and encodes 121 amino acids. The record is from RefSeq and is a predicted model, not a curated record. Lineage: Eukaryota; Metazoa; Mollusca; Gastropoda; Lepetellida; Haliotidae. Gene Ontology annotation, biological process: transcription elongation by RNA polymerase II. Gene Ontology annotation, cellular component: elongin complex; VCB complex.